Molecule: messenger RNA, 405 nt
Organism: Staurois parvus
Lineage: Eukaryota; Metazoa; Chordata; Amphibia; Anura; Ranidae
Source: the annotation of a GenBank genome assembly
AUGUGCCACUUUCAGGUCUCCUCACACUGCUGGCUGGGUUCCAUUUUGUCAUAGGAUGCUGGCAGAUUACGGGCCUCACAUUGCUGCUGCCAGGCCCCUAAUCUGCCAUGGGCCCCUGUACCGCCUCCUCACGCUGCUGCAAGGUCCACAUGUGUGUCAUGGGUCCCUGUACCCCUCCCAUUGCUGCUGUCUCCAUCGCCACACUCUGCCAUGUGCCACUUUCAGGUCUCCUCACACUCCUGCUGGUUUCCAUUUUGUCAUAGGGUGCUGUAUGGCCUCCCAUUGCUGCUGCCUCCACCGCCACACUGUGGCUCCAAACACUGGUUUUUGGCCCCGUGACUGGCCAAAUGAGUGAAGUGUGCGGUGAUUCUAAGAUCGACGGCAACUCAUCUGCAUGUCAUACUG